UCAGAGGAGCGGGACGGGAUGCGACCGGACUGCGGUAGGGAGCAGAACCUCUAGGCCUGGGCCAUGCUGGGGGUCUGGGGAGGCUGGCGGGGCCUCCGCCGCUGUGCCUCACUGCCUCGGGCCCAGCGAGCAGCGCGACUGCGGGUCCGAGACGCGUUGGUUGCCCAGGAGCCGGCUGGCGAGGUUAAAGUGCAGGGCUGGGUCCGCUCUGUCAGGCGCCAGAAGGAAGUUUUGUUUCUGCAUAUAAAUGAUGGGAGUUCUCUGGAAAACCUCCAAGUGGUUGCUGACCCCAGCCUGGAAAACAGAGACCUGACUUUUGGAAGUGCAGUGGAGGUGCAAGGCAAACUGGUCAAAAGUCCUCACAGGAUGCAAAACAUGGAGCUGAAAGCUGAAACCAUCCAUGUGGUGGGACCUUGUGAUACUUUGUCAUUCCCCCUGAAGGUGAAGGAGAGGCACCCUCUGGAAUAUGUCCGGCAGUUCCCUCACCUGCGCUGCAGAACCAACACCCUCAGCUCCCUCCUGAGAAUCCGCAGUGAAGCCACUGCAGCCAUCCACUCCUUCUUCCAGGAUAAUGGCUAUGUGCAUAUUCAUACCCCCAUAAUUACAUCAAAUGACUGUGAAGGUGCUGGGGAACUCUUUCAAAUUGAGACAUCAAAUGAGGCAAAGGAAUCUGAAGAAAAGACCCAUUUCUUUAAUGUUCCUGCCUUCCUGACAGUUUCUGGCCAGCUCCAUUUGGAAGUGAUGGCAGGAGCUUUUACCCACGUGUUCACCUUUGGCCCAACGUUUCGAGCAGAAGACUCGCAGAGUCGCCGGCACCUGGCAGAGUUCUACAUGGUGGAGGCUGAGCUGUCCUUCACUGAAAGCCUCCAAGAUGUCAUGCAGGUUAUGGAAGAUCUCUUGAAGACAACAACAAACAGAGUGCUCUCCAAAUGUCCUCGUGAUGUUGAGCUUUUUCAUAAAUACAUAGCCCCUGCCCAGAAGGACAGGUUGGAACAAAUGCUGAAGAACAAAUUUGUGACAAUUUCCUACAAUGAAGCAGUGGAAAUUUUGAAGCAAGCUCCUCAAACUUUCACUUUCAAGCCAGAGUGGGGCUGUGACCUCCAAAGAGAACAUGAAAAGUACCUGGUGAAGCACUGUGGGGAGGUUCCUGUGUUUGUCCUUAACUACCCAUACGACCUCAAACCUUUCUACAUGAGGGACAAUGAAGAUGGACCUCAGCACACAGUUGCAGCUGUUGAUCUCCUUGUACCAGGAAUAGGGGAGUUGUGUGGAGGCAGCCUGAGAGAGGAGCGACUGCCACUCCUUCAGUCACGCUUGCAGAGGUUAGGACUCACAGAUGCCUACCAAUGGUACCUAGACCUCCGAAAAUUCGGCUCAGUUCCUCAUGGAGGCUUUGGAAUGGGGUUUGAACGCUACCUGCAGUACAUCCUGGGAGUUGACAAUAUCAAGGAUGUGAUUCCCUUCCCCAGGUUUUCUCACUCCUGUCUCCUGUAGCUCAGCAGUUCACUCGUGGGGAAAGCUGCUGGUGUGACUAUAGGUGUAUAAGAUAUUAGGAUGUGACUGAAUGUGUUUUAGUAGGAAACAGAGAGAAUUUUUAUAUCAGUGAAACUCUUGGUGAAUUUAAUGCUGCCUUGUUGAAAAUGUUCUGGUGAGAUUAUGGAAGCACACUCAGUUAAUUUGAUAGCCAUUCAUAUCUUCAGGGUGCUACAGGAGUGUUAAUAAAUCCCACUUAACUUAAGGGUUAGGAUUCUCCUGAGAGUAGUACAGGCUGUGGAAGUACUGAAUAAGCAUUGCUGGGAGUUAGUGGGGUUUUUAUGUGGAGUAUUAAGAUGGAGGUGUGACCUAAAAUGGACCAGGAGCCAGGGACUACUGUGGGGCUUUAAUAGGCUUUAAUUAAAUGCCUGGAACAGUGCUUUGAAGAUGGAGUGUUAUAAAAUUGUGAAGUGUUGUCAUGGCUGUGAUGCACUUGCUCUUUGAAAUGUCUGCUAUAAAGAAUGAUUCUCUCCACCUCGAGUUAAAAGCAAGUACUGUUUACCUUGGAAAAUCAGCCAGACCUAGGAAGGAAAAAUGUCAUAUUGGAACUGCUGGAGUGAAUUAGGUGAAUGAUGUUUGAUUGUGUGAAUCAUCAAUAAAGAUGUACACUGGGUUGUUUUGUAA
Calypte anna (Anna's hummingbird) is the source of this 2157-nucleotide messenger RNA. It is a transcript of the gene NARS2, whose product is annotated as asparaginyl-tRNA synthetase 2, mitochondrial. Gene Ontology annotation, biological process: asparaginyl-tRNA aminoacylation. Lineage: Eukaryota; Metazoa; Chordata; Aves; Apodiformes; Trochilidae. The record is from RefSeq and is a predicted model, not a curated record. The transcript is spliced from 14 exons. Gene Ontology annotation, cellular component: mitochondrion. Bases 64 to 1494 code for a protein of 476 amino acids. Gene Ontology annotation, molecular function: ATP binding; nucleic acid binding; asparagine-tRNA ligase activity.